This is a messenger RNA of Nomia melanderi (Alkali bee), 3497 nucleotides long. RefSeq names its product importin beta11 (gene Impbeta11). Gene Ontology annotation, molecular function: small GTPase binding. The record is from RefSeq and is a predicted model, not a curated record. NCBI's taxonomy places the organism in Eukaryota, Metazoa, Arthropoda, Insecta, Hymenoptera, Halictidae. Gene Ontology annotation, biological process: protein import into nucleus. Gene Ontology annotation, cellular component: cytosol; nuclear envelope.
AGGACGAAUUUAGAAUAAACGAGUUUAAACGGAAAAUAUAAAUAAACGGCUGUAUGAAUAAAUUUAAAAAUUAAUGUAAUGACGUGCUUCUCGGUCAAAUGGAAAAAUUAAGAAACGAUUUGCACUUUACGUCCCGUAAGAUGGUUCGCACUACGGCAAUAACUGUCACCAGAGUAUUUUAUAGAAAUCGAAAGGCAAAGGAGGGGGGCAGCGUUCUGAAAUGCCGACUUGCGGGCGUGUGUGACAUUUUGAUGUAGUGUGUCUUCGAUAAUUUUCGUUAUGUAUCGAUUUAAUACAUAGAUAUUCGUGAUAAAUGGAGUUUACCGAAAAUAGUUCUAUGAACCCUGUAUAAGAUAGAAAGACAUGGAUGCUUCAGUGAUAGAAGUGCUUCAACAAGCAGGUAGUCAAGACCCAAAUAUUUUAAAACCUGCCGAGCGGACAUUGGAACAGUGGGAAACGCAGAGAGGAUUCUAUACUACCUUAUUUAACGUAUUUUCUAAUCAUUCCUUGAGUGUCAAUAUCAGAUGGAUGGCAAUCUUAUGUUUUAAAAAUGGAGUCGAUAAAUAUUGGCGAAAAAAUGCACCGAAUGCAAUUGCAGAGGAUGAGAAAGAAUUUCUUAGACAACGUUUAAUAUCGAAUUUUAAAGAACCUGUAAAUCAAUUAGCUGUACAAUUGGCAGCUCUUAUUGCUAAAAUUGCAAGAUUCGAUUGUCCUAGAGAAUGGGAUACAUUAAUUCCAACGUUACUCAAUGUUGUAAGAGGGCAGAAUCCCCUAGCCCAACAUCGGGCACUAUUAACACUGCGCUAUGUUAUUAAGGCUUUAGCUUCUAAAUGUUUGGCUGCAGAUAGACAACUCUUCCAGGAAUUAACCACUAAUAUGUUCAGUUUUAUUUUUAAUUUAUGGAAUACGUAUACUGAGUCUUUCUUCAUAUUGGUGUCGAACGGAGCAGAUACAAAUCAGAUACAAGAAGCUUUAGAGAAAGCGUUACUCUUACUGAGAAUACUUAGAAAACUCAUCAUACGCGGGAUUCAAACACCUUCUGAAUCUCAAGAUGUUAUGGUAUUCCUAGAAAACGUUUUCGAACGUGCAAAAACCUGCCUUGAGUGUCGAAAGACUCUAACCUCAAGGGGCAUACAACUGGAAGCAUGCGACAAAUUUAUAAUUCUCUUGAUCAAAGUCCUAAUAGGAGUUAGUGAAAUUCAUUGGGACUGCUACACUGACCUGAUACUGAACUCCUUAAAGUUCUCUGUUUACUAUUGUUUCACAGAAGCUGGUCAAAAUUUGGCUUUCGAGAGAUUCACUAUUCAAUGUUUAAAUUUAUUGAAACGUACAUUAAUUUUUCCACAAUCGAACUCUUUUUAUAAUAGAUUAGAAGAAUACACUAGAAGGAAUAGAAUGCAAUUAGUAAAAAUGCACCUAGUGUGCAAGUUAAGACAAGAAUUUUGUACUCCUGAAACAUUAACAGAAAUCUGUUCAAGACUCGUGACACAUUACUUCCUUUUAACUCCUGCUGAUUUGGAAUUAUGGGAUACAGAUCCAGAAAACUUUUUUGUCGAUGACUUUGGGGAAGCAUCAAAAUACAAUUUAAGGCUAUGUUCGGAGUCUGUAUUCUCCGACAUUUUCCGUCAAUUUCGUGACGUUCUUGCACCAGUUCUGGUUGACUUAAUGCAAAGACAUCAUCAACCAGUCGAUCCAAACAAUUUGCAUGCUAUUUUAUUGAAAGAUGCAGUGUACAAUGCUGUUGGUUUGACUGCUUUUUAUUUAUAUGAUGAGGUAAACUUUGAUCAGUGGUUCUUGACCACUUUAAAAGAAGAGCUAAAAAUUCGAAGUAACUAUUAUAAAAUUAUUAGAAGACGAGUAUGUUGGCUCAUUGGACAAUGGACAAGCAUCAAACUGAGCAGAGGAUUGAGACCAAAGGUAUACGAACUUAUGGUUGAAGUUUUAAGUCCAGACGAAGAUUUGGGUGUUCGUUUGGCAGCAAGUGACGCAUUGAAACUCGUGAUAGACGAUUUUCAAUUUAAUCCAGAAGAGUUCUCACCUUAUUUAGAGCCAGCAUGUUCAUUAUUGUUUUCUCUCUUGAGAGAAGUAAAUGAAUGUGAUACCAAGAUGCGUGUUUUAUAUGUGUUAUCCUUUAUGAUUGAACGGGUUGGCAGUGAAAUAAACCCAUACGUUGGCGUUCUCAGUUCGUACCUACCAGCUCUCUGGCAACAAUACGACGAACAUAAUAUGUUAAGAUGUGCUAUAAUCACGACUCUCAUACAUUUAGAAAAGGCAUUAGGUCCUGAAAGUGUUAUAUUACAACCACUGGUGGUGGGUAUUAUUGCAUUCAGUUGCGAUGUCAAUCAAGAUGAACAUGUUUAUCUGUUAGAAGACGGUUUGCGAUUGUGGUCAGCUUUAUUGGAAAAUGCACCUGCACCGACACCUGCCAUAAUGGGUUUGGCUAGGAAUUUAGCUGCAUUAUUAGAACAAUCUGGGGAAAAUUUAGAAUUAUGUUUGUAUAUAGUUCAGGCAUAUACAAUAUUAAGUCCACAAGAAUUUUUAAGUCAAUGGGGAGCAGUCAUAAUUGAAAGUCUUAGGUCAAUCAUGAGUGAUUUAAGAUCAGAAGGAAUAUCGAUGGUUCUUAUGGUAUUUGAAACAUUCCUGUACGCAGCAGCUCGGCAAGGUGCAGAGAUAAUUAAACCUGCUUUAAUAACUGUGUUUGAGAACGUAUAUAAGGAAGAGGACUCUAUACAAAUGAUGAUUGCGUGUUUAGUAAUCGUGGCAAGAGUUUUAUGGUUUUAUAAAGAUAUUUUUAUACAGGUAAUAAGUGAACUAACCAGAAAAAUAGGUGGAAACCAAACGAGAGAAGCAGUUCUUGGACAGAUAAUACGUGUAUGGGUUAAUCGAAUGCAACUGGAGUUCCUGCCAGAGAAACGCAAAUUAUUAGCUCUUGCGCUCUGUUCGCUUCUUGGAGCUAAUAGUCCUCCCAGUGUACUAGAACACUUUCCAAAAAUAAUAUCUAAUAUCGUGGAAACCCUUAACGAUGUGACUAAAUUUGAUAAUUCAGAAUAUGACUAUAUAGAAUCUGGUAUUGACUCAUUGACGAUUAGUGGACAAUCUAAUUUAACAGGAGAGGUGGAUGAAGAUUAUGGUAACGAACAUGAACAACGGAAAAGAAAAUUAGCCUUUGGCGAUGUGGUGUCCACAAUAUCUUUGAAAGAUACAUUACAAAAUCAGUUACUUACAUUGAAAAGUUUAGUUGGAGAUAACAAGUUCAAUCAAAUGAUGUCAACCCUUAACCCGGUAAUAGACGAACAACUGAAGUCUUAUAUAUUUCUAUGAGACGGAAAUAACUUGAAUUGAGAAAAGUACGAAUUGAUUCAGUCAAACCCUAUGCUACGUGUAAAAAAAAAGCUUUACAGCGCUCUACUGUAAAACGGCACUAUUUUAUUGUAUAAUAUUAGCUGUUUCACUGUACUAAUAAUGUUGAUAAUAAAAAAAAACUUACGUCAUUUCAA